GUCGAUAACAAUAUGAGCUUGUGAGAAUCACAUUUUCUUGUCCAAGCGUCAUGUCCACAAAGAACCAUGGAUACUCCGCAACCCCAUGCUUCCUAUGUCAAAGCUCAGGAUUCUCUUCCACAUCCUGUCCGUUCGACCGAAUCCGCUUCUCGCACUCACCCAUCCGUCAUCGUACCAUCAACCACUACCAGAACAUUUCCAAAGCCCAUACCCCGCAUCAUGGGACGUUUUCGGGUGUCUAGUGUAUUAUUAUUAAUCCGUAUAAACUUUCCGCUGCUGACUGGGCCCAAUCCGCCUCUCUGCAUACACGAAGAGCAGCUACCCGGAAUCCUGCUGACAUCGCUUAGUAUAACUAGCACAGGCGACCAUAAGAAUUCAGGUUGAUCCUGAGCACUGCCACAUCUCCCGAAAAUUGCUGUAUCUAGCAAGGAGUCACUGCCGGGGCGGAGGAGAUCUUUCCUUGGUUUCGUCAUGGUAUAUCCCUAUCAUGUUG
Aspergillus ibericus CBS 121593 is the source of this 493-nucleotide messenger RNA. RefSeq lists its product as uncharacterized. Bases 67 to 384 code for a protein of 105 amino acids. Lineage: Eukaryota; Fungi; Ascomycota; Eurotiomycetes; Eurotiales; Aspergillaceae. The record is from RefSeq and is a predicted model, not a curated record. The transcript has a single exon.